UCUGCGAACGCACGCAAAGUGGACCUACAAGUUCAGAAGUGAGAAGGUUAAGUCCCUUAUAGUUCACUCACAAUGAAGUCCUUUCUCCAAUGUUCAGCCUUCGUCGCCUACGUUCUUUUGGUUUCUUCUCAAGACCUCAACCUCUGUCCCAAGACGGAUGCUCAACUCAACGUUCUUUUCAACUGCGUUCGCGGAAAAGCGACCGAUGAUUUGAAAUUCGGCUUGCAUCAACUCCAGGAAUUGACACAUUGCAGCAACGACGUUUGUUCUGUUCGGGUCCUUUGCAUGUAUCCACGCUUUGAGGAGCAACUUAAGGAUUAUCUCACUCAAAGAGAGUACCAAGAACUGAUCGAACUUGUGCGGCAGUGCCAGCAACAUUCCAUGCCAGCCGCCGAGGAGAUGAAGGAGACUGGGCUCGUCCACUGGACCCUGUCCUUCUUCCACUGAACGCAGCCACCCCAAGCUUCCGCUUAUGUCCUGCUGAGACAUGUCAAAAGUUUGCGUCAUAAAACCCGCACAUAAAAAUAAAAAUAUGUUCCAAAGAAUAGUGGGGUGUAGAAAAUA
Ixodes scapularis (black-legged tick) is the source of this 564-nucleotide messenger RNA. Its product is annotated as antimicrobial peptide microplusin-like. The coding region runs from base 73 to 447 and encodes 124 amino acids. The record is from RefSeq and is a predicted model, not a curated record. NCBI's taxonomy places the organism in Eukaryota, Metazoa, Arthropoda, Arachnida, Ixodida, Ixodidae. The transcript has 5 exons.